AUGGUGCACGCCGAUGCCGCGGCGCUUCCUUCGUACGUGGUCACGAAAGCCGACUUUUACGACCACCUCGAAUCGUCGCUCAUCUCGCUCAUCGAUCCAGGAACCGACUGGAUCUCGGCGCUCUCGAAUGCAUCGUCGCUCGUCUUCAACUCGAUGAAUCGCUUCCCUGCAUGGACGUCCAAACGGAUCAACUGGGCAGGCUUCUAUCUGCUGUCGCCUCUGCUCCCAUCCGAGAUCGUCUCGCCCAAGAAGCGCAAGCACCCGACGUUGUUGCUGGGUCCAUUCAACGGCCUGCCUGCAUGUCAGCUCAUCGUUUCCGUGCCAGGCAAGGGUGUCUGCGCAGACGCUUCUGCUGUACUUCCGCCACGCGUGGUUCGUGUCGCCGACACAGACGCGUACCCAGGACACAUUGCUUGCGACUCGCUCAGCAAAAGCGAGAUUGUCGUCCCACUCGUCAUCCCAAGAACCAGAUUGGCUCACGUUCAUCAAAAUGCUUUGCAACAACAGAGCCCGCUCAACCAAGCAACACCGGUCGAUGGCGAUGACAGGUCUUGGGCAGGAAGAGGCGACGCCCAAGACAUUAUCAUCGGCGUUCUCGAUAUCGACUGUGAAUCACUCGACGGCUUCGACCAAGAGGACGAGACCAGGUUGCGCACUAUUGCCGACUUGAUCGUUCAACGCUCGGCCUGGUAG
Molecule: messenger RNA, 693 nt
Organism: Mycosarcoma maydis (corn smut)
Lineage: Eukaryota; Fungi; Basidiomycota; Ustilaginomycetes; Ustilaginales
Product: L-methionine (R)-S-oxide reductase
Exons: 2
Coding region: 1-693 (230 amino acids)
Cellular component (GO): cytosol
Molecular function (GO): L-methionine (R)-S-oxide reductase activity
Source: RefSeq, a predicted model, not a curated record